Messenger RNA from Plutella xylostella (diamondback moth), 1131 nucleotides. RefSeq lists its product as uncharacterized. Gene Ontology annotation, cellular component: periplasmic space. The record is from RefSeq and is a predicted model, not a curated record. Gene Ontology annotation, molecular function: glycerophosphodiester phosphodiesterase activity. Gene Ontology annotation, biological process: lipid metabolic process. NCBI's taxonomy places the organism in Eukaryota, Metazoa, Arthropoda, Insecta, Lepidoptera, Plutellidae.
UUGGUGAUAACCAUGGACAUGUGCCCAAAAACACGGUGGCUGGUGGCGACCAGUGCACUAUUCCUCGUCGCGGUUUGUCGGUCCGUGGAUGCCACUGGCUGUCUGAAGCAGGACACUCCUCAGUUCUGCUCGCCCCUGAUCAUCGGUCACGGCGGCGCCAGCGGAUACGUCCCAGAACACACCCUGGGCUCCUACGCGCUGGCAGUGACCCUCGGCGCGGACUACGUGGAGCCGGACCUGGUCAUCACCCGCGACCACCAGCUCAUCGCGCGCCACGAGAACGACAUCUCCGCCACCACCGACGUGGCCGAGCGCGCCGAGUUCGCGCCGCGCCGCGCCACCAAGACCAUCGACGGCAAGCAGGUCACGGGCUGGUUCACCGAGGACUUCACCCUCGACGAGAUCAAGAGCCUGCGCGCGAGGGAGCGCAUCCCCGAGACCCGCCCCGGCAACGCGCGCCUGGACGGGGCCUUCCAGGUGCCCACGCUGCAGGAGAUCAUCGACCUCGUGCAGAGCCUGCAAGUGAGCCAGCGCAGAGUCAUUGGGGUGUACCCGGAGAUCAAGCACAGCACGUACUUCAAGCGCCUGGGGCUGCCCAUGGAGCAGCUCGUGGCGGACGUGCUGCACAAGAACGGCUACGUCGGCCCCGAGGCGGCGGUCUUCAUACAGUCCUUCGAGAUAGACAACUUGAAGGAGCUGAGGAACAUGACGGAGCUGCGCCUGCUGCAGCUGCUGGACAGCCCAGAGAUGCGUCCGGCCGACCAGGAUCACGAAACUGGAAUCACGUACGCGGAGAUGGCAACCCGCAAAGGUCUGCAGGCGGUGGGGCAGUAUGCUUCUGCCGUGGGGCCAGAAAAAAGCUACGUAAUCCCUUUGGAUGCGGAGGGGCGGCUGCUGUCUCCGACCAGCUUCGUGCGAGACGCCCACGACGCGGGGCUCAAGGUGCACCCCUACACAUUCCGUCGGGAGGACAUGUUUCUUCCACUGCAGUUCCGCAGCGGAGACGCCAUGGGUGACAUGGCCGGGGAGCUGCGAGCCUUCGUGGACGCCGGCGUCGACGGACUGUUCACGGACCAGCCCGACGUGGCGGCGCGGCUAAGAGGACCCUGCCUGUAGAGCUAUGUUCACGUG